Messenger RNA from Penicillium daleae, 897 nucleotides. Its product is annotated as shikimate dehydrogenase family protein. NCBI's taxonomy places the organism in Eukaryota, Fungi, Ascomycota, Eurotiomycetes, Eurotiales, Aspergillaceae. Gene Ontology annotation, molecular function: shikimate 3-dehydrogenase (NADP+) activity. Gene Ontology annotation, cellular component: cytoplasm. The record is from RefSeq and is a predicted model, not a curated record. The transcript has a single exon. Gene Ontology annotation, biological process: shikimate metabolic process; chorismate biosynthetic process. Bases 1 to 897 code for a protein of 298 amino acids.
AUGACCCAAUCCGGAUCCCUUGCAGACCACGCCCUCUCACCCAAGAACUUCCACAUCUUCGGUAGCGGGAUCUCGUUCAGUAUUUCACCGACCAUUCACAACGCCGGAUUCACGCAUCAUGAUCUGCCAUACAAAUACGACAUCAGAGAGUCUUCACACAUCGAUGGAGUUGCUCAUUUGAUCCUGGACAAGCAAUUUGGCGGCGCUAGCGUCACGAUGCCCCAUAAGCUGCAAGUCCACAAGUUAUGCACCGGCCAGACUGAGACCGCUCGUUUGAUCGGAGCAAUCAACACUCUCAUUGUCAAGGGAACUGGCAAUGAGCGGCAUAUUGUUGGCGAUAAUACCGACUGGUCCGGACUGCACAGAAUCAUGACGGAUUACGCGGCGAGAACGGCUCAACGAUCGGAUAUUGGCCUUGUGAUUGGUGCGGGAGGUGCUUCACGGGCAGCAUUAUAUGCUAUGCACACAUCAGGCCUUCGGUCUAUCUAUCUGGUUAAUCGAACUCUUGCCACUGCGGAGAAAGUCAAGGAAGAUUUCAAGGAUGUCUUCGAGAUCAGAGUCAUCAAGAGUCUUGACGCACUUCCUGAACACCCGGACGUGAUCGUGGGCACUGUUCCCGCCGAGACCACCACUGAAGAUCAAUUUUCCGCCAUCUUUGGAUCAAGGGGUAUUUGCAUUGAUAUGUCAUAUAAACCGAGGCAGACGCCACUACUGAGUGUGGCACAGAGACAUGAGGGAUGGGAUACGGUGACUGGGGUAGAAGUUUUGCUUGCUCAGGCAUAUGAUCAGUUCUAUCUCUGGACGGGCUGUGAGCCACCAAGGGAGAAAAUGAUUGAGGCGGUUUCUAAGUAUGAGCAAGAGAAGGCGAGGGGAGGAAACAAGAAAGGGAUGCUCUGA